This is a messenger RNA of Kuraishia capsulata CBS 1993, 2058 nucleotides long. RefSeq lists its product as uncharacterized. The transcript has a single exon. Gene Ontology annotation, cellular component: precatalytic spliceosome; post-mRNA release spliceosomal complex; U2-type catalytic step 2 spliceosome. The record is from RefSeq and is a predicted model, not a curated record. Gene Ontology annotation, biological process: spliceosomal complex assembly; mRNA splicing, via spliceosome. Gene Ontology annotation, molecular function: protein binding. Lineage: Eukaryota; Fungi; Ascomycota; Pichiomycetes; Pichiales; Pichiaceae. The coding region runs from base 1 to 2058 and encodes 685 amino acids.
AUGGAGCAGCUUGCUCAGAAGGAAGACCAGGAGAAGGCUUUGAUUGCCAGAUUCAAGGCUCCUGCUCAAAAACAGAUAACCGCGGAGCAGAUUCUACUAGAAGCAUAUGAGUCGCGAGACAAGCCCCAACAGUCGAAACCGGAGUAUAAGCUAACCGAUCUGGAGGAGCUUCACGAGUUUCAGAGGCGCAAAAGAACUGAAUAUGAGAACGCUUUGAGGGUAAAAAGGCUGGAUAUAGGACAAUGGAAACGAUAUGCCAAUUUCGAGAUUGAACAACACGACUUCAAUAGGGCCAGGUCUAUCUUCGAGAGAGCUCUUGAAGUGGACCAUGCGAACGUGCCCUUGUGGAUAAGAUACGCUCAGGUGGAGAUAAGUGGGCGUAAUAUUAAUCAUGCCAGAAAUGUUCUGGAAAGAGGGGUCACAAUUCUCCCUAUGGUGUACAAACUGUGGUACCAAUACAUCUCCGUCGAGGAGAGCAUUGGGGAUGUUUUGGGUGUGAGAGCGUUGUUUGAGAGAUGGCUCAAGUACAAACCGGGAAAGGAGGCUUGGGGUGCCUAUGUCAACUUUGAGACGAGAUAUCGUCAAUUCGACAGGGCCAGGCUAAUUUACGAGAGGUUUGUGGUUGCGUAUCCAGAGUGGGAGUCGUGGAAUCGGUGGAUUCAGUUUGAGCGGACCUACGGCUCGGAAGAGAACAUUAGAACAGUGUACAAACUCUCAUUUUCAAGUAUGAAGGAGAUUGGGAGGGUAUCUGGCGAGCAGAUCAUCAGCUGGUGUGAGUGGGAAUCUAGUGCUGGUUACGUUACUAAAGCCAGGGAACUGUUCCAGUGGGCUCUGAAGACUUUGAGCGGCGAUGACAGAAGCACUGUCUACGAUGGUUAUUCUAAGUUUGAGAAACAAUACGGUGAUAGAGAAGGAAUUGAAUUUGUCAUUUUGCAGAAGCGCAAGCAAAAGUACUUGAAGAGCCUGGAAGAGGAUAAGAGAGACUACGAUGCUUGGUGGGCUCUCUUUAACCUUCUCCAAGGCGAUCACACGGUCACGACAGAUGAAGUCAGGAGUUUUUACAAAGACGCUUUGGCGAGUUCUCCUGACUCGCAUAGGAAAGACGACUGGAGAAGAUACAUAUACCUGCCAAUCAGGUAUGCCGUUUGGGAAGAAUUGACCGAAAACUCAGAAGAGAAUGCUAGAGGAGUAUACGAGAGCAUUCUCAAGCUGAUACCUCAUAGAACUUUCACGUUUGCCAAAGUAUGGAUAUCUUAUGCCGAGUUUGAGAUACGGAACAACAAUCUGGCGAAAGCUCGCAAGAUUCUCGGUCGUUCUCUUGGAAUUUGCCCCAAGAAGAAGUUGUACAAAUAUUACAUUGAGUUUGAGACGCAAAUGAAGGAUUUCGAUCGGGUCAGGAAAAUCUACGAAAAGUUUCUGGAAAACUUCCCCACUGAUGCAGAUGUUUGGAUUAAUUUCGCUAAUCUCGAGGGAAUGCUGGGAGAAGAGACGCGGCUUGGCGCCAUAUAUGAUCUAGCGUACGAUGAAUUGGAUAGCAAAAGUGACAAGCGCAAGGUGUGGUUGGCUUUUAUUGAUCACGAGGUUGAGGAGAGUGACUUUGACAAGGCCAGACAUCUUUAUGGUAAACUACUGGAGGACAACAAGUCUGAUCCUCAGACGUGGAUAUCAGCUGCUCUGUUUGAGCUUAGUCUUCCUUCGGAUGAGCAAUUGUUAGAUUACCAACAAAAUGGCGAGGAAGAAGGAUUUGAGUUUGAUGUCAGUGAGGCUGCAAAGGAUAAAGCCAGGGCCAUAUUCGAAGCUGGCUUGAAAACUUUCAAGAAGACCUCUGCCACGGAAAGCAGGAUAACUCUGCUAGAGGCUUUCAAGCAGUUUGAAGAAAUUUACGGGAACGAGGAGACGUUGGAGGCAAUCUCAAAGAGACUUCCAUCCGUUGUGAAGAAAAUACGGACGAUAGAUGGCACUCAAGAGGAAUACAACGAUUAUGUCUUCCCCGAUGACAAGUCUAUGAGCGAAUUCAUGAAGAAUGCAAAGAAAUGGAUGCUUGCAAGCAAGAAGUGA